Molecule: messenger RNA, 1134 nt
Organism: Paramecium octaurelia
Lineage: Eukaryota; Ciliophora; Oligohymenophorea; Peniculida; Parameciidae
Source: the annotation of a GenBank genome assembly
AUGAAUCAUAUUAACCAACCUUCAAAGUAAAGUCAAAAGCAAACGAAAUCCUCAAAACCAGCAUUGGCACAUCCUGAAAUUCAUCCAAACUAGACUCUUUAUCACCUAAAAAACAAGUAAUGGAUGGCUGCCAUACAAAAGGAAAUUGAUCAAUUUGAACAGUCCUUAGUAAAUAUUACAUCAAUUUCAUUAGCAAGAAGUAGAUUCGAUGUUCUAUGAAGCUUCAGUGUCUUAAAUUCAAAUGGGUUUAGGCAAUAUUAAACUACUUCACAAUGACUAUGAAUUUGCUGCUUAGAAACUGCAUGCCCUGAAAGAAAUGAUAGCAAAAUUCUCUGAAUUUUACUCCAAAUACAGUCAAAAAAAAAUAGAAUUGAAUCAAACAAAAUUGAACAUAACAUAAGAUCAAAAAGAUUUUAAAUUAUAAAUUAAAGAAGAAAGAGAGAAGAUCCACUUCUAAUUUGGAAUUUCUUAAAGAGUUUUGAUCCUUAUCUAAGCUUAUAUUAAAAUGAAGGAUCAAUUUGAGGAUUAAGAAAUUUUAUAAAAACACAGAGAUUACAUCCUGUAAAAGAUUGAAAAGAUCAGAAAGACGGAGGAGAAGCAUAACAAGAAGAUUGAAAAACAUUUCAAUAGAAUUAAAAUUGACAAUGACCUUAAUAAUUCUCAAGAGAUUGAAGAUGAAGAGGAUCAAAUAUAUGAGUAGUCAGGUUACGAAGGAAUCAAUGAAACAGUAAGAGAACACCUAAUAAGUAAACUAUUGUAUUAAUUAUUUUAGAGUUGUGUGAUAGUUUGAUUGCUUACUUCACAAAGUUUGAAAAGAAGGAAGGAGUAAUUAUAAUGAUUUUAUUAUUUAGGAAUAUUUCCUGUAACAUGAUUUAACAACUUUCCAAUAUUUCGAUCAGAUUAAAGUGGCCGUUCCAUUUUCUUCAGCUUAAAUUGAUUCUACUCUUGAAUUGAUUAAAGACAGAAGAUCGUUUUAUGAAAAUGCACCUGAUACUGAGUUUGUUCAAAAGGGUGCUGCAAACAAAGAAGUCAAGUAACAAUAACAGAAGGUGGAUGUUAAUAAUGAGUAGGAAUUUCCUAAAUUAUCAUGAGAUUAUAAUUUAUAAUCAUAUCAAAGACAAAAUUUAUAGUAAC